UCCCUCUUCCUUCCCUCUAGCUCCCACCCCCUACUCCUCUCUUUCACUGUGUGUACAACCAGUUGCUCCACUUCUCUCUUUAUUUCUUUGUUAAGAAAACCAUCAUUUUACAAUUAUCAACUUCCCAGGUUGUAGAAGAUUUCAAGUCGCUGGUGGGAUGGAAACUAGAUUUGCGAACAGCCCUUUAAUCAAUGAGCAAGAAGAUUCAGAAAAUUCACCUGAAAAUAGUGGAGAUUCUCCACGUUUUUGCAUGCUUAACGACAGCAAGAUGACUUGUACUUCAUCCCCUAAGAAAAGUAGCAGGCGAUCCAUACAGAAAAGAGUGGUGUCCGUGCCGAUCAAAGAUCCUGAGGGGUCAAGGCUCAAGGGUGAAAUGGGUGUUCCACCGUUCGAUUCUUGGGCUUGGAGGAAGUACGGCCAGAAGCCAAUCAAAGGCUCCCCUUAUCCUAGGGGAUACUAUAGAUGUAGCAGUUCGAAGGGGUGCCCGGCUAGAAAACAGGUCGAAAGGAGUCGUGUUGAUCCUAAUAUGCUCGUUGUCACGUACUCUUGUGAGCAUAACCACCCAUGGCCGACUCCUAGAAAUCAAAAUCAUCACAACCAAAAUCAGAAUAGUUCUCCAUCGAUUAACAAGGCAACAAAAACAACAUCUACAAAGGGUGAGAGUACAAAUUCUGCGAAUUCAGAUGAAGAGGAGGGGGAAGAAGAGGAGAAGCCUGCAAAAUUUGCUAGCCAAGCCGAGCUGAAUUCGGAUGAAAAAUUUGUGCCCUUAAUUUCUAGUGCAAGUGACUAUGGUUGGUUCUCAGAAUUUGAGUCUACUACGUCUUGCACCAUGCUAGAGUCUCCAAUUUUGACUGAGGCCAGGGUGACUGAUGCGGACUUGGCAAUGGCUUUCACAAUGAGAGAUGAUGAUGAAUCAUUUUUUGCCGAUCUUGGUGAAUUGCCGGAAUGUUCGACGGUUUUCCACCGGGGAAUGAUGGAGAGGGAGGAGGAACGCCGGCGGCACGGCUUGACACCUUGGUGUGGGACCACAGGGUGAUGAGAUCAACAAUUAAUUGAGACACCCUAUACUUGUUUUUAGUUCCAAUCAGCAACAUUAUUCGAAUUACUAUAUAAUUGAAUAGAAAUUUGGGUAUCGUGCUCCAUAAGAUGCCCUAGACCUCGAGGAACAAAGAAAAUUGAAAAAAAUAAAAAAAGAGAUAGACUUUUAAAUUUUUUUUUGUUGCAUUUAGUUUUUUUUUUUCUAUUUUUCCUAGGUUUUAGUGUAGGAUAGUGAGAAUAAAAAAGUGCCCACUAGGAAACUCUGCUUUAACUUCUCAUUGUAAUUAGCUUCAUGCAUGGAUGAUCCUAUCCUUAUCCAACGGCUAACUUUCUUGGCCUUUUUCUUUUGUACUUUAAGCACAAAUUGAAAGAGAUGUUCUUGGCAUUGUAA
Coffea eugenioides is the source of this 1429-nucleotide messenger RNA. RefSeq names its product probable WRKY transcription factor 65. Gene Ontology annotation, biological process: regulation of DNA-templated transcription. NCBI's taxonomy places the organism in Eukaryota, Viridiplantae, Streptophyta, Magnoliopsida, Gentianales, Rubiaceae. Bases 158 to 1036 code for a protein of 292 amino acids. The record is from RefSeq and is a predicted model, not a curated record. The transcript has 3 exons. Gene Ontology annotation, cellular component: nucleus. Gene Ontology annotation, molecular function: transcription cis-regulatory region binding; DNA-binding transcription factor activity.